Molecule: messenger RNA, 2619 nt
Organism: Priceomyces carsonii
Lineage: Eukaryota; Fungi; Ascomycota; Pichiomycetes; Serinales; Debaryomycetaceae
Product: FG-nucleoporin
Exons: 1
Coding region: 1-2619 (872 amino acids)
Source: RefSeq, a predicted model, not a curated record
AUGCCUAAUUCCCUAAAGAGGUCUAUCAGUCCUCAAUCAAAGGAGAAACUGAGCAAUAAGAAAAGGCAGGGGUUUGCUUUUUCCAAUUUACUUUCCUUGAUCAACCCAUUCUCAUCUAGAUCUCCAGAAGUUGGAGAGCAACAUAUACCUGAAACAAGAUUCUCAUUGGAAGAGGAUAUCAAAGCAGAAUAUAACUUCUCCUCUGCAAAGAAAAGAAAUUUAUCCACUUCAUCACGUCCUAGAAGUGGAAUUACACCUCGCUUCUCAACAUUGUCAAGCAAUAUUGGCUCGUACCAAACUUUCUCAGAUUCCUUCAGAUUUCAAAAGGAGGAACUAAAUAAUGACCUAGAAAGAAGAGUUAGCCAUGUAUACGAUGAUGCUAUUGCAAAAGAUGGAACUAUAGAUGAUGACGAAUUAGACGAGAAGUCUCUGUUUGCAGAUCUUCGCCAAAACGGCAUCCAUGUAAACGCAACCCCACCAAUGUUAGAUCAAGAUAGAGAGGAUAGUUUACCCUUAAUAAUUGAACAUGAAUUUGCACCGCUAUAUACAGACGAUGAGGGAAAUUUGAUCAGGCCACCAUUUAUAAACUUAGACCCCAGAGAAAGAUAUCAUUUACUUCAACUUAAACGAUCAAUUACGGCAUCAGAGGCAUUGAAAGAAAGAAUAAAGUAUAUGGUUGAUCCAAAUGAAACAGUUUCUCAUAUUGAUUCUGCCACAAAUAAAGUAGAAACAGCUACUCAAACUCGUGAUGAGAACUUUCUUGAGGAGUCUCUCAUUUUUCCAUCCUUCAAAAGGAAGAGCCAAAUGCCGAUUAAUUCUAGGAGUCUGAAAAGAGCUAAGAAUAAUCACGGCUUUUUUGUAGGAGAGUUUUUUUACGAUUCAAACGAGGCGCUGAAAGGACCAGCUUCAAAUAAGCUUGAAGGAUAUCUUGGAUCCAUCGCUAAGCCUGCUCAUGUCAAAAAAGACAUCAAUGGAAAGUCCUCUGCCAAAGGUAAUGAGUCCCAUGAUUUAUCUUUAGAUUCCGAAUAUGUGAAAAAAGCAGAAAGUAUCUCCAAUAUUAUUAAAUUGAAGACCGGUGGUGAAAGCAAAAAGGUAGAAAACAAAAAAGAAACCAUAAAGCCAAGCUCUGGCUUUCAAUUUUCUUUGGAUAAUGAUAAAAUUUCUUCUGUGAUAAACAAAAGAGCAGAAGAGGAGGCAUCUUUGGAAAGUGAAACGAAGGCACCUAAGUUUGACAUUCCUUUACUUGUAAAAAGGAAAAGCGACAGCAGUUCCACGGGUGAUGGUUUCUUGAAAGGUAAAGUUAACUCGCAAAAUCAUAAUGCAGAAGAUGGGGGGCUUGAAGUUGGAAGCCAAAAUAAUGCUUGGAAAGAAAACGGGCCAGCUAAAAAUACUUUUUUGUUUGGAAGUACCAAAGAAGAAGACAAAAAUAUUUCGAAACCAAAGUUCGAAUUCAACCCAGUCAAAGAAUCUGAUAGACCGGAUACUGACAUCCGUGUUCCACAAAUACCGUCGAAUAAAACACAGGCACCUGUAUUUAACUUUGGUAACAAGAAAGAAGAGCAAGUGAAACCAAAAUUUUCUUUCGGGGCUACAGAAAAACCAGAUGCGCCAAAAUUAGAUUUAGAAAUUUCUAAGGAAGGGACGGAAAAGACUAUAGACCUUGAUAUAACUCAUAAAAAAGGAAAACAGGAAAAGCCCUCAUUUUCUUUUGGGGCCACAAAUAAGAAUGCGGAUAGUACCAAAUUACCAGCAUUCAGCUUCGGUAAACAGCAAGUGAAUGAUAAAGGCAGCGACCAUCCCACCAAGACGUUAACUGCACCUACUUUUACCUCUGGAGCGCCAGCAAACACUAAAAAAGAAGCAAAAAUUAUUCUUGAUACUUCUGAAAAUACUGACAAUCCAGUUAAACCUUCAUUUGUCUUCGGUGCACCAAAAGAUGGAUCGGCUCCAAAAUCUGUCUCGUUUGGAAGCUCCGAAAAAGAAGCAGGUUCAUUUCCGUCAUUUAACUUUGGUGCAAAACCAGCUGGUAAUUCCUUGGAUAACAAGAAUGCCACAUCUGGAGCUUUCCAGGGGGCGGUACUGUCCCUGUCAGCUGAAGGAUCUUUUCCUAAGCUGUCAACCGCCACUCCUGAGCCUUUCGCGAACACGUCAAACAACGGCAAUGCGCAAACGGCUGCUACACCGUUUUCUUUCGGACAAGGCCCAUCUACCGCACCUCAAUCAUCUUUUGUGUUUGGUAAUAAUCAAAAUACUAAUGCACCCGGAUUUAAUUUUGCUCCUCGUGCAACUGCUGCACCUAGUUUUUCGUUCAAUCCCUCAUCGAAGCCGGCCUUCAACUUCACUGGAUCUAAGGAAGGCACACCGGACCCUGCUUCCGUGUUCGGCGCUGCCACAGCUGCAACACCAGGUGCAGUUCCUGCAGCCACUACUCCUUUUGCCUUCAAUGCUGGUAAUGCUAGGUUUCCUAGUAAUGGCCCUGGAAUCAUGGCGAAUGGCGCCGGUAGCAAUGCGGGAACUACUACUCCCGAUGUAUUUAAUGCCGCCCCUCCGUCCAGUACGCCAACACCUCCGUUAAUGUCUGGUCGAAGAAUUGCCCAAAUGAGACAACGAAGAAGGUAA